This is a messenger RNA of Sinocyclocheilus anshuiensis, 3483 nucleotides long. RefSeq names its product follistatin-related protein 4. Gene Ontology annotation, biological process: regulation of BMP signaling pathway; multicellular organism development; cell differentiation. The transcript is spliced from 17 exons. The coding region runs from base 172 to 2859 and encodes 895 amino acids. Gene Ontology annotation, molecular function: protein binding; calcium ion binding. Gene Ontology annotation, cellular component: extracellular region. Lineage: Eukaryota; Metazoa; Chordata; Actinopteri; Cypriniformes; Cyprinidae. The record is from RefSeq and is a predicted model, not a curated record.
GAAAUAGGGUGAGCUGGAAUAGCGGGUCACUCUCAGUUGAAGGAUGGAGUGAGAGCGGGUGUGUUCUUCCCUUCGCCUGGACUGUGAGGGUCUGUGAGUCUCUGGACACCUAUAACGCGCAUCUCACGCAGCAUUUCUGUCUCCGCGCAGGAACACGACAGGCUGACGCUGAUGGGCUUCUUGGGCGUUUGGGCUUUGUCCGUCCUGCUCGGAUCUUCCCUAUGGCUGGCUUAUGGAGUCCGAGCCAGUGCUGGAUCUGGAGCUACAGUAAAGGAGCUUCAGGAGGGACUUCAGCAAUAUGGAGGAGCUGAAAAUAAAGUCAAGCAAAAUGGGGGUCCGUGCAGGAGGGCAUACUGUGGCCGGGGUCGGGAGUGUGUGGUCAGGGAAGAAAUGGGCCGUGCCGAGUGUGUGUGCCAGGAAAGCUGCCACACUUCGUUUGUGCCUGUGUGUGGCUCUGACGGACGUUUUUAUGAGAACCACUGCGAGAUUUACCGCACUGCUUGCCUGCAGCGGAGGAGAAUCUAUGUGGUCCACAGCAAAGACUGCUUUUUCAAAGGAGACACGUGCACCAUGGCGGAGUACAACAAGCUGAAGAGCAUGCUGCUGGACAUGCAGCCCAGGACCUCCAAAGACGGGCAAGCAAACGCCAUGGACCAGAGGAGGAUCCUAGUGGACACAAUGUUCAAGUAUAUAGACAGAAACCAGGACGGCCGUCUGAGCAGUGAGGAGCUGGCAGAGAUCUCCAUAAAGGAGCAUUUAGAAAAUAUCUUAUUGGAGUGCACCAUGCAAGACCUCCUGCGUUACGACGAUUACAACAACGAUGGUCACCUGACCCUUCAGGAGCUCUACACAGCCUUCCAGGUCGUUCAGCUCAGUCUAGCUGAUGACAAGCGUCUGAGCGUCACAACAGUGACCGUAGGCCUGAGCGCCGUGAUGUCCUGCGCCAUUCAGGGCACCCUGAGACCACCCAUCAUCUGGAAGAGAAACGGCAUCAUCCUCAACUUCCUGGAUCUGGAGGAUAUAAAUAGGCCAUCCAAUUUCCUCUGGACCUGUUCGGGGGCAUCGGCCAGCAGAAUCAGAUCGUCCGCAUAUGCUAUGGCUCCAAUCCGUUCCUCCCCCCAUGUAAUCCUAAUGUCGGGAAGUGGCUCUUCGAUCACCUCUCCCAUUGCCAGGAUGAGGAGGAUCAGAGAUCCUAAGAGAGUCAUAGUUACUCCCGCCGUUUACCCGCACUUCAUGAUUUCAUCUGAAAGUGGCAGCCAAUACAGCUCCAGUGAUGAAAACCCCUACGAGUCCUCCUUAUGCGGCAUAAUAUCGGCCUUACGGCAGAGUCUCUUUGUCCUUCUAGUGCCUCCAGUAAUCCUGGUGUAUCCGGAGACUCAGGCCCAGGAACCCGGCGUCGCUGCCAGCCUGCGCUGUCAUGCAGAUGGUAUUCCAAACCCCAAACUCACCUGGCUAAAGAACGGCCUGGACCUGCAGCCACACGGAUCCAAGCAGAUUUCACUUCUCGCUAAUGGCAGUGAGCUUCACAUCGGUAGUGUGCGUUAUGAAGACACUGGCGCUUAUACCUGCAUCGCUAGAAACGAGGUUGGCGUGGAUGAAGACAUCUCAUCUCUGUUUGUGGAAGACUCGGCACGAAAGACACUGGCCAACAUUCUCUGGAGGGAAGAAGGGCUCGGUGUGGGGAACAUGUUCUAUGUGUUCUCCAGCGAAGGGAUCACCAUACUGAAGCCCGGCAACUGUGAGAUUCGCAGACGCAUCCCGCGGACAGAGAGGAUUCUGGGUAGUUAUGAAGAACUGUGUCCCAGCAGCACGGGCGUCUCUUCACAGGAGUGUGUAUGGGCAUCUGCGGUCAGCGUAAGGGACAAGUACGUGUACGUGUCUCAGCCACUUCAGAACAGACUGCUGCUGAUCGACACACAGGAGCAGAGAGUCGUGCAGGCUGUGGAAACGGACGCCAUGCCCGUCAAACUCUUCUACGACAAAUCUCACGAUCAGCUGUGGCUGUUGAGCUGGAGAGACCUGCUGAAGUCCCGCUCUACACUGCAGGUGAUCACUUCAGCCAGCGCGGUGGAGCAGCGUCAGAUCAUCCGUACUCCAUUUGAAGGAGUGGAGGACUUCUACAUCCCUCCCACCAAUCUCAUUAUCACCCACGUAAGGUUUGGCUUUGUCUACUUAAAAUCGGAGCCCGCGGUGCAUAAAAUUGACCUUGAGACCCUCCGUCUCGUCAAGACCAUCAGUCUGAAGAACUACAGCUGUAUCCCAGCCAGCAUGGCCUACACUCAUUUAAGCGGCUACUACUUUAUCGAGUGCCAAGUCGAGGACCGUUCGGCCCCGAGCUCACAGCUUCUCAUCGACAGCGUAAGCGACACCGUCAUUGGACCUAAUCCCAACAUCAACGGCCAGCCGUUCAUCUCUCCAGACGGCCGCUUCAUCGUCUCCGUGGACAAGCGACACGGAAAGCUCCAAGUCCAGACCAUCUCCUUCAGCGGCGAGUUGCGGACCGGCCACGAAGCGGACGUCUCGAUUCCCCUCGCAGACUUGGAGUUUCAGCCGUCCUUCACGGAGGCCAACAAGUACAUGAUCGUGGCCUCUUCGGCGCAGGGCUCCAAGCUGGUUUUCUCGGACCUGGCUUCAGGAAGAACGAAAGCCCUCGAAGAUGUCAAGGAUCCUAUUCCAGCCAGCAGCUGGCCUUGGGGAGACGCCAACAGGGUGGUGGUCUCCAGCGGGGUGUUUGGACGCUACUUGGUCACGUCGUCGGCCGAGUCCCUGUUCGUUCUGGACGGCAAACAGAGCGGCCCUCACUGUGAGGUGUCAGACGUCAAGAGAGGGAACACAGUGGUCUGGGUGGGCGAGGUAUGAGCGGCGUACCGCGGGCCGGUUCUGCAGAGGAUUGCAUCAGCCGACUGGGCCAAAGCUUGGGAAAACCUUUAAGGGAUGCGAACGGACUUGAUCCUAGUAGUGAGUUAAACGAACACACAUGCGGGUUUCUGUAUAGGUACACACACAUACACACACAUUCAACGGCAAGAAACCUUAAACAACAAGGGAACGAACGAAGACACCCUUCAGUGCAACAGUGAACUAAUUUGAUGAUUUUUUUGCACUUCCUUGUUAGCAGAAAUAGCAUUAAGCAGCAGACAGGUUAGGUAAUGACUGAACUAUGCACAAUGCUUUUUAAAAGUUUGAGUGUUUUUCUUUAUUUUUUUCUCAGUGUGUUCACUUGUUAUAUACAGUCACUGCAGGAAAUCUGUCCGUCAGUGUCAUGUCUCAUUUUUGUCAAUGUAGAAAACUGUGUUGUUUGCCUCAUCCCAGUGUUUCUGAUCACACAAUUCAACAGCGUUUGUUUUACAGUUAUUAGUACACUUCAUUAUAAUAAACACGUUACAGUAACAUUUUGCAUUUUCCUUUUUGUAAUGAGGUGAGUACUUUCUUCUCAUCCUCAGUGCUCUCUGUGUGUGUGUUUGUUUUUGUGGAGCUACACUU